Messenger RNA from Mugil cephalus (flathead mullet), 2230 nucleotides. It is a transcript of the gene lamp5, whose product is annotated as lysosomal associated membrane protein family member 5. The record is from RefSeq and is a predicted model, not a curated record. Lineage: Eukaryota; Metazoa; Chordata; Actinopteri; Mugiliformes; Mugilidae. The coding region runs from base 458 to 1288 and encodes 276 amino acids. The transcript has 6 exons. Gene Ontology annotation, cellular component: membrane.
ACCUGCAGCUGCGACCACAGAGAUGGAGACUACAGCAUUGCGGGAAUAACAGAACCUACGUGUCGAGUCCUCCAUACAGGGGAGCAGUUCAGUUACCUGACUUUUUAUUUCAAGACAAGGAGCGUUAUUAGUGAUAAUAUGUGCAGAAGGAGCCCAGUCUUGCAGCUGUCACCGCGUUAAAACGUGUCAACCUUGAAAGCGGAGGUCGGUUCGGACAGACAGAACUCCUGUGUGCAAACCGGAUCUCACGUCCAACCUGGAGACGUAUUUUGCUGCAUUCACGAUGAUCUGAGCGUGACUUCUUGUCGCUGAGUAGAGGCAAUCCCCUCUCUCUCUUUCCUUUCUUUCUCUCCCCAAUCUCCUCCCUGCCUUUCUUUUUCCUUUUUCCUUUGCUGGAUUGAGCACAGGCUGCCCAGUCACUUAGCCCCCUUUUCCAGCACCGGGGAACCCGACAGAGAUGCUACGACUCAGUUUCAGCACCACGGAGAGCGCCCGACUUUUGCUGCUAUGUGUGUUGGGUGUUCUGGUGUCCGCUGUGUCGGCGGAGCAGGAGGGGGAGAACCUGUCCGGUCUCUCCAACAACCCAGACAAAGCCAUCUUCGCGGUCCGGGAGAACGGCACAACAUGUCUGAUGGUGGAGUUCGCCGUGAAAUUCCUCGUGCCAUAUGACGUGCUGGCACUCAACGGGAUAGACCUGAUCACAGAGCAGGCGUCGUUCACUUUGCCCCGUAGUGCAGAAAUCGAGGGGAAAUGUGGGAGCACGGAUUCAGAGAUCCACAUCUCCUGGAAGAACAACGCGUACACCCUCCGCAUCUACUUCUCUAAGGAGUUCCAUGACAAGGGCAUUGAAGUGUGGAAGAUCAGCAAGGUCCAGUUUGUCUACGACACCUCGGAGACAUCACAUUUCAUCAACGCAUACAACCCUGGGAAGCACACAGCCAGCACCCACCGCCUGUCGGCCCUGGUGACCCCAGCCGGGCACUCCUUUGUGUGCACAGCGCAGCAGACCUUGACCCUCAUCUCCAGUGACCACCAGAAGGGCAUAACCGUUUCUAUGUAUGACACCCAGAUCCAGCCCUUUGACAUCGCCUCCGACUUCAUGUUCAGUGAACCUUACAAGUGCAUCACCGACCAGCGGGAGCGCCUCGAGGAGACCCUCCCCCUCAUUCUGGGUUUCAUUUUGGGCCUAAUAAUUGUCAUCACGCUCACGGUCUACCACUUCCACCUCAAGCUGACUGCGGCUCAGCCCCAGCUUCCCAGAGAUCGCUCCAUGUACAAGAACAUGUAGUGAGCAGCGGCGACGGCUCCCUCGGCCCUCUCCGAAGCUAACCCGAUGAAAGACUCCUCAACGUCGCGGGCUUUUACCACCAGAGAGGAUUGUGCCCCCGCGCUGGACUGAAUCCCGGAUUGACAAAUGUGUGUAGCCUGUGCUGUACUGCCCACUGGAACUCCUGAACAGCUAAAACACGAGUUAAUGGGACAGCUUGGGGCCCAGCAUGGAUGUGGUUGGAGGGUAAACCCACCAAAACCUACUUCACCUGCUGAAUUGAAUCUUAUCGCCCUAAAUCGUCUGCAUUAAAGUGUUUAGAAUUUUAAUGAAAAUAAUAUGAAAACAUUUCUGUUCCGAUAAGUCCUCUGAAAAUUUCUAAUUCACCUAUUUUUCCCCAUAAAAUCACCAGUUUAUCAAACUUGUCUUUGAAAGAAAUUUCUGAAACGCCCGAGCUUCUGCUUUCACUCGGCAGCACAUUGCCGUCCUCUUGCCUCCGCCUCUCAGUCUCUGAGAAAUUGCUGCUGAAAUUUUUUCCUUUCACUGGUUGGGUACUUGCUAACCUUUUCUUUUCGGUCCUCUUAUUUCUACAUUUGAAUGCAACCAUCGUCGACAGUGGACAGUCUUGUAGUGUGCAGUGCAGUGGCAUUCAGAGUAGCAGUGUUUUUGCUUCAACAAAUCCUUUCUCCGCACAAAUGUAUGGAACAUAUCAUAAGGAAGAAACAAACAUCUGACAUUUGUGAAUAAUUUAUCAGAAUGCCAUAAAGGUGUGUUUUGAGUGUCUAUGAGAAUGCAGAGUGGUUAUUAAAAAAUGAAAAAUAAAAAACACACUCACACACACACACAAAAAAAAAACAAUGUGUAAAAUACUUUCAGAAUCAAAGUCUAUGCAUAAACCUCUGCUGAUGCAAUCCUGUGCAGUAUUGUCUGUUUGUUUGAAAUAAAUUGCUGGAAUCAUCUAUA